Molecule: messenger RNA, 2453 nt
Organism: Micropterus dolomieu (smallmouth bass)
Lineage: Eukaryota; Metazoa; Chordata; Actinopteri; Centrarchiformes; Centrarchidae
Product: actin-binding Rho-activating protein-like
Exons: 3
Coding region: 846-1385 (179 amino acids)
Biological process (GO): positive regulation of Rho protein signal transduction
Molecular function (GO): actin binding
Source: RefSeq, a predicted model, not a curated record
GUGUGAACUAACGUUACACGUCUAUCCGCACGUCGAUACGCGUUCACACGGGGGGAGGUCAGGUGGAGAAAUGUGUUAAUGUGUUAUUAUCAUGUGAUUAAGCACGUGAAACCAAAGUCUAUAAAAUCUAAUCCCACCGCUAACAUUUAAUUUACAGUAGUAAUAACAGGUGAGGCUGUUGUCGUAGUUAGCAAGUGGCUAACACAGCACACCGAGGGACUCCUGUUUUCCAAAUCCUGCUCUUUUCACGGCCAGUUCACAUUAAACACUCACAGUACGAGCUAGAUAGAAACUGAGAGUAGUUUAUGAAGGUUACCGGCAACCUGAAGUCCAAAUUAUCUUGGGCCAGAUGUAGUAGAUACUGGAGGCAUGUUCGCUUGUUGGAGGUCGCCAUAUUUGUUGCGGAUUCAAAUUCGUCCGGUUUAAAACUGGGCCCUGAAAACAAAAGUACCGCUUGGGGACCAAAUCACCAUAAAUGGAGAAGAAUGAGGUCUUGUCUUUCAGUUUAAUUUAACACACUGCCUGUGCUUGUUUGUUUAUGUGCGCAUUUUUAUUCAUAUCUACAGGCUGUAAUCUGGCUUUACUUCGGAGGCACCUUGUCUCCCGUCUAACCAGUGAUUGGCUGCCCGGAUCUUCGCUAUCAAGCCACUGGCCGACACUGGUGUCCAUCAGAGUGGUUCUGCCUCGGGACAGAAAAGCACUCCUGCUGCUGUCAGCAGUGCUGCUGUAUUGUAAACUUGCACAGUUACAAUGCAACCGGAUUUGUUUGCACUUUGGCUGCAAUGAAACAUUAUUGCAGGUGAAGUAAGGAUCGAGUGAGUCGGUGUUUGACAUCAGAGCCAGUGAUGGCGACAAACAGCCUGAGCACUGCCAUCAUGGAAGCUGAAGAUGAUGCCCCAGCUCCUGCUCAGUUAAGCAACGACACUGCCGUGUGCAUUGUGUCUGUGAAAGGCUUAAAGGAGAACUGGCAGAAGUGGUCCAAUGAGCACCAGGAGUACCAGAAGCAGAACCCCUUCAGUCAAGACACCAGGCCCAGUAUGGUGGUCCCUCAGAAAGGGCAGGACGACUACGGGAGGCCCCUGCAGGGCUCCUUGACGGAGCAGCGAGGGAAGGAUGCUCACACACACAUCAGCAACGAGGUUCAGGAGCUGUGUGAGGUGAUAAGGAACAUCGGUGAACAUAGAAACCAAGAUGGGGAUGGAAGCAACAGCGAUGGGAAAGUUAUCACUGUUGAAUUUGGGAAACUGUUUGAGCAUUAUGUGACUAUCUCUAAUAAACUGGUUGGGAUUCUUCUACGAGCGAGGAAGCAGAGGCUGGUUGACUUUGAGGGGGAGAUGCUGUGGCAGGGGCAGGAUGACCAUGUAGUUAUCGCUCUGUUGCAGUGACAAGAAACUUGGAUUACUGUUUAUGCCUUGGUCCAUGUUACAUGAAGUACUAGCAGUGGCAAGUAUAGAGCUACUUCAUAGCAUCACUCAUUGUAGUAUUCAGAUAGCAGGGGGAUUGCACUCAUUUUAUUUAGAAAAAAAUGCUCUUUUUCUUGCUUACACAAGAAACCUCAGUAACUGAUAACACACCACCUCCCUGAGGAAUGUACUUUAAGCGUGCUAAUGCAUUUUCUCCUCAUGCUAAAAACGCAAGAUCUACUAAAUCUACUGUCCAAAGUGCAGAUACUUGCAGGAGGUAGAAAAAGUAAACCUGAAAGGAACGGACGGAUAUAAGUUAAUCAUUUAUAAACUUAAUUGAUUACAGAUUUGGGUCAUUCCAGGCAAAAUGCCUAUUAGCAGCAUUUGUCAGCAAUAAAAAAAAGUCAUCAGCAUGUUGAUAUGCGAGUUUUCAACGCAAUUAACUAAAACUUACAACAUAGGGUGAAAUACUGUUCAUACGUUGAAACUUAACAAGAGAUAUGUCAGAUAUACUGAAGAUAUGCCUAAUAUUGCCCUCCUUUAGUGGUGGUUACUAGGGUGACAUAGUUACUUUAAAAAGAGUACAUUUUCAUGUAUUUACAUUAUUUCAUAUUUCACUCAGUGUUGCUAAACCAACAUUGGUCUAAAUAACUAAAUAUUUCCAUCCCUAGCUUUUUCAUGUGAGGAAAGUGGAGGAGUGAGCAGCGGAAAUGAAGUCAGAGUGAACCAAAGCCAAAGAGAACAUGAGGCUGCCUGUGACAGACAAUAUGGUGCUAUAGGAUGAACUUGAUCCGACUUGGCUCGGGUGCUUCAGCGCAUGUAUUUAUAUAUUAAGUGUGCUUUGUAAUUCAGGCAACGUCAUUACAGUUUAAAACUUUGUAUACCUGCACCACACUGAAAUGUUGCUUUAAUGGAGUGAGAACUACACAGUAAACUAUGCACAGACUAGAUGGCAUAAUAUCUGCUACUAUUAAAAGUAAUGGCCAUGCAAACUAAUGGAAGUUUCUUUAGCAUGAGUCAGCAGUAGAUUGAUCAAUUUGCAAGUACAUC